Trachymyrmex cornetzi is the source of this 884-nucleotide messenger RNA. Its product is annotated as putative nuclease HARBI1. The transcript has 3 exons. The coding region runs from base 42 to 377 and encodes 111 amino acids. The record is from RefSeq and is a predicted model, not a curated record. NCBI's taxonomy places the organism in Eukaryota, Metazoa, Arthropoda, Insecta, Hymenoptera, Formicidae.
UUAUAACAGCAUUGCAUUUUUUUGCGAGUGGAUCUUAUCAAAUGAACAUUGGAAAAAAUAUUUACAUGGGAGUUAGUCAGCCAACUGUGUCGCGCAAUAUCAAUGAAAUCAUAGAUAUAAUGUCAAGACCAGAAAUUAUGAAUCAAUGGAUUAAAUUUCCUAGUACUUUGGCAGAAUUCAACGAACUACGAACACAAUUCUAUAGAAAAUUUGAGUUUCCAGGUACAAUAGGAUGCAUUGAUUGUACUCAUAUUGCUAUUGUCCCACCAGCAGCAAAUAAUAAUGUUCAUCCAGAACAUAUAUACAUAAAUAGGAAAGGAUAUCAUUCAAUAACUACUCAAUUGGUGAUUCAGGAUAUUUGUUACGGCCUUGGAUGAUGACUCCUAUAAUUGAUGCUAUCGAAGGUAGUCCAGAAGCUGAAUAUAAUAGAAAACAAAUGAAAUGUCGUUCAUUAAUCGAACAAUGCAAUGGCGUUCUAAAAAUGCGGUUUAGAUGUCUAUUAAAGCAUAGAGUACUCCACUACUCUCCACCAACAGCAUCUAAAAUUAUAUAUACAUGUGCAGUAUUACAUAAUAUGUGCAUUAAUGAGAAUGUCCCAUUAUAUUUAAACGAUGAUGAUGAAGCUAUGGACUUUGGGAUGUACAAUAACGAAAAUCAUAUAGAAAAUGAAGAAAAUAUACCUGAAAGAAACGUUCGCAGAAUUGAUCCAGAUCUUGCAGCUGGUAGAAAUAAACAGCGACUAAUGAUUGCAAAUUACUUCUCGUGAAUUAUAAAUAUCAUUAAUGUGUUCUUCCUUCUUACUAUUUAAUCCUUUAUUCUUAGUGUUUGUAUAUUUAUAUUUACAUUAAUGUAAUAACAAGUAAUCAUUAAAAUUACAAAUUAUG